AUGGUGGCAUCCUUAGGUUACCCCUCAUUGUUUUUCGUUGUACGUACGCCGUACCAUGCGGCAUACACGUUGCUAGCACAACUCUAUGGACGGCCUCCCGAAAGCGAUUCGAACAAUGCUGCCGGCGAUGAUAAAGAAAAUGGACAUUUCCAGAAUGGCGUAAAACCUUUGACGGGUACCACGAAGACAGCUAAAUUUUUCCAGAUACCUGCAGAAUUCGAAAGGCCACUCUGUAAAUUAGAUGCCGUGAUUCCACCGCUGCAACCGAAUCCGGACACGGAUCGAGUGAUAGCUGAGCUAACAGAAAUUCGAAGCAGAAUGUCACAAGGGGAGAGUUGUUUGCGUGCCGCCGAUGACCGUAACAUUUGGCUUCGCGAGCCACUUUUUACGGAACUCUCCAAACCCGCUGAGCCGAAAAACGAUGAGUUUUAUCGCGAUAUGCAUCGAAUGGUCGACCGAUCACCAACCAAGCUGCUUCAGAGUGUUCGCUUAUUUUAUGUGCGAGAUGGACAACGUACAGCUGUAGAUAUUCUCAACAACGUGAUGAAUUUGCAAACCACCAGCAGUCAGUUUUGUGGUUUAUUAGCGGAAUUGGGAGAAGGUGUUGAGGUGGCAACGCAUCCCUACUGGACCGGCGAUUGGAGGACUGCAUUUUCUGCUGAACGAAUGCCACGUGAAAUGGAAGAGAAUUUGGAUCACUACAUCAUCGAUGGUUUUACGCACUGUUUGUGGUGGGCCGAUUCGCAUAUCGAAGUAGCAUUCACCACUCCAACAGAACGCAUCAGGAAGCAUCCAUCUUUGUCUUGUGACUGUGACCCGGCUCUUGGUGCCCUCUCUGACGAACAAAACGAGCCGGAUCGGACGUUGAAUCGAGAUUUUGGUACAGUUAUUUGCCUUGACGUUUCGAGUAGCUCCGGUGGCCGAGCUUUGAGCUUAUCGUCCAGCGAAGACCGAUCAGCUGGACGAGCCAGUGGAAGUAGUGGACAGUCGAACAAAGUUAUGUCGGAGAUUCUUCCAGCACCCCAUGCAAAGAGUCACUCUGGCCUGGAUUCGGGCAGUGAAACGAAAGGAAGUGGCCAGAAUUUUGUAAAGCGAAGCUCUGACCAACGUGUAUUUGUUGUUUGGUUGGAAAGAACUGAGGACAUGCACUAUUUUCCAUGCGGUAUGUUACAGUGA
Gongylonema pulchrum is the source of this 1176-nucleotide messenger RNA. Lineage: Eukaryota; Metazoa; Nematoda; Chromadorea; Rhabditida; Gongylonematidae. The record is from the annotation of a GenBank genome assembly.